Messenger RNA from Uloborus diversus, 435 nucleotides. RefSeq names its product UV excision repair protein RAD23 homolog B-like. Bases 86 to 418 code for a protein of 110 amino acids. The record is from RefSeq and is a predicted model, not a curated record. The transcript has 4 exons. Gene Ontology annotation, molecular function: protein binding. Gene Ontology annotation, biological process: nucleotide-excision repair. NCBI's taxonomy places the organism in Eukaryota, Metazoa, Arthropoda, Arachnida, Araneae, Uloboridae.
AAGAUCUUCUAGUGCAGAAAUUCCUGACGAAAGGCUCUACGCUAUUUUCACUGAAACAAUCCGAGACUGUCGGGCUCGAACAAGAAUGCAAGAUUUUGUAAUUGACCAAAAUGCUGCUCUCAUCACCCAGAGCUACGAAGAAAUGGAAGCUGCUCAGAGGGAAGCCAUGCAAAACAAUCCGCACGCAGCCACACUUCCAGCGAAUGCUUUGCAUGAAGGUCCAAUUUUAGAACCUGGGCAAUAUUUCAACGAAAGAGAUGGAUUCACAGGAACUCUGCGUGACUGUGAUCAUGAAGCCAUUGAAAGGCUUACACAACUUGGCUUCCCAUCAUUCAAAGUUAUUGAAGCAUAUUUUCUUUGCAAUCGGAAUGAAAAUGCUGCUGCAGAAUAUCUGAUCGAUCAGCAUUUUAGAUACUGAAGGUCCCAGCAUUUCAC